AUGGCUACCGGACACACUGAGAGCCCGUACGACAAUCCCUACGACGAUGACCAUGCUAUACUAGAGGAUGACUUUUUGAACGACGAUGUCGAACCCGAUGAGCCCUCACACAGCAUCUCAGAUCGUGCUCCGUUAACAGGCAACAUUCAGUCAUCCUCGACCAGCGCACCUCUGAACCAGAAUUACCUGACGUCGAGAAUCCCCGGCGAAGACAGGCGCGCACCGCAGAAUACAAUUGACGAAACUGUUUGGGAUACCGUAUCCAGAGAUCUGUUCGCGGUAUGGGAGAAGAUGAAGCAAGUUCUCUACCCCAAGUACCUCCUUGGUGGCAUGCUCCAAAGACAAGGCGCCGGCAUGGGCGACGUCGAGAGUCAAGGGGCAGCCCUCGGAAGAGAUUUGAGAGGGUUGCUAGGACGAUGGCCCGACGCAGACGGGAUCUUGCAGGGAGGAAUGAGUGAGGGUCUGCGAGAUUGGGACCUAUGGGGCCCGCUCAUAUUCUGCUUGCUGUUGAGCGUCUUCCUCUCUAUGCGAGCCAGCAAGGGCCAGACGGAUUUGGUCUUCUCCGGCGUCUUUUCUUUAAUCUGGGUUGGCGAGGCUGUAGUGACACUUCAAAUCAAACUCCUGGGGGGAAACAUCUCAUUCAUGCAGUCGGUCUCAAUCAUCGGCUAUACCUUGUUUCCCUUGACCAUUGCCGCCCUCCUCAGUGCACUUGGUCUACCUACGAUUGUGCGCAUUCCAGUCUAUCUUGUCCUGGUCGCGUGGUCACUUGCUGCCGGAGUUAGUAUUCUCGGAGGGUCAGGUGUAGUCAAGAACCGGGUUGCGCUGAGUGUUUACCCUCUCUUUGUCUUCUAUAUCGGGCUCGGGUGCCUUUGUUUUAUUAGCUAG
Messenger RNA from Cladophialophora yegresii CBS 114405, 885 nucleotides. RefSeq lists its product as uncharacterized. Gene Ontology annotation, cellular component: trans-Golgi network; membrane. The transcript is spliced from 4 exons. Gene Ontology annotation, biological process: endoplasmic reticulum to Golgi vesicle-mediated transport. NCBI's taxonomy places the organism in Eukaryota, Fungi, Ascomycota, Eurotiomycetes, Chaetothyriales, Herpotrichiellaceae. The record is from RefSeq and is a predicted model, not a curated record. Bases 1 to 885 code for a protein of 294 amino acids.